Molecule: messenger RNA, 3009 nt
Organism: Symbiodinium necroappetens
Lineage: Eukaryota; Dinophyceae; Suessiales; Symbiodiniaceae
Source: the annotation of a GenBank genome assembly
UAUCCCAUUCUCGUCACACCUUACCUCCAACAAAUUCUCUUCUGUGCAGCCAUGGCAAUCAUCUAUUUGUUCUGCUGGAUCAUAUGGCAACAAGCUGAUGCUCAGCUGCAUCAGUGGACGGUUCAACGCGGUGGCUCACCAUAUGAUGAUGCUUUUGCCCUCCAGCUGGACUCGUUCGGAAACAUCGUGGUAGCCGGACUUACAAAGAGCUCCUUGGAUGGAAACAGCAAUGCGGGCGGCGCAGACAUCUUGCUGAUGAAGUUCACCGGCGAAGGCAUUCACCAGUGGACGGUCCAACGUGCUGGCACAUCAAGCUCCUUGGAUGGGAACAGCAAUGCGGGCGGGCACGACAUCUUUCUGAUGAAGUUCACCGUCGAAGGGGUUCACCAGUGGACGGUUCAACGCGGUGGCUCAAAUGAUGAUUUUGCUUGGGACCUCCAGCUGGACCCUUCCGGAGAUAUCGUGGUGGCCGGAUUUACAAAGAGCUCCUUGGAUGGAAACAGCAAUGCGGGCAACGAUGACAUGUUUCUGAUGAGGUUCACCGGCGAAGGCGUUCACCAGUGGACUGUCCAACGCGGUGGAUCAGAUUACGAUGUGGUUACAGCCCUCCAGCUGGACUCGUCAGGAAAUAUCGUGGUGGCCGGCUUUACAACGAGCUCCUUGGAUGGAAACACCAAUGCGGGCGGAGCAGACAUCUUGCUGAUGAAGUUCACCGGCGGAGGCAUUCACCAGUGGACCACUCAGCGUGGUGGCUCGGAUGCCGGUGGUGCUCGUGCCCUCCAGCUGGACUCGUCGGGAAAUGCUGUGGUGGUUGGAGACACAUGGAGCUCUUUGGCUGGAAACACCAAUGCGGGCGGCAGAGACAAGGACAUGUUUUUGAUGAAGUUCAACGACGAAGGCAUUCACCAGUGGACGGUUCAAGGCGGUGGCUCAGCACACGAUGAUGCUUUUGCCCUCCAGCUGGACUCGUUCGGACAAAUCGUGGUGGCCGGAUUCACACAGAGCUCCUUGGAUGGAAACAGCAAUGCGGGCGGCGCAGACAUCUUGCUGAUGAAGUUCACCGGCGAAGGCAUUCACCAGUGGACCGUUCAACGUGGUGGAUACUCUGACGAUGUAGCUCAUGCCCUCCAGCUGGACUCGUCCGGAAAUGCCGUUGUGGCCGGACGUACACAGAGCUCGCUGGAUGGAAACAUUCAUUCGGGUAAUCCCCUGACUGUGGCAAGCACUGAUCCUGCACAUGGGGCCUUGGCGGUCCUGCCUGGAUCAGAUUUCUUGUUCACUUUCGACAAGGGGAUAGCGAUUGCUCAGGGCAACUGGAGCAUCACACUUCUCGAGAUUCUGAGGAAUUCAACUGGGCUUGAUGUGUCUUUGAGGAUGAUUGCAGAGAUUGCCCUGGACUCAGCAAGAGUGAAGAUUGCAGGGAAUGUCUUAACGGUCCAGCUGGCUCCAUUCACCAGAAUGGGUUCCACAUAUUCACUGGAUCUACCGGCCUGCGCCAUUAUUGACACCAAUGGGUACUCAUUUCCGGGCUUGUCCGGAGGAGUUUUGUCCUUUAGCACCGCAGUGGACGUGUUCAUCGUGCCUGUCUCUGGGUCCUUUGAUGUCAGCGUGAGAUCUCCGGAAGGAUUUGUCCAGGAGCCGGCUCUACCAAAAAUCCUGGCAGAUGCGCUGGGAGGCCUUUGGGGCGCAGUCGUGCAGGUCGAUUUUCUUGCCGAAAAGGCAUUGGGAUCCGAAGAUGCUGCGCGCACGUCAGACUUUGCAGGGUCGACCGAAAUCAUGGACCGCAUGAACGAAGCCAUCGCAGCAGAGCUUCCGUCCAGGUGGCGGGAGUUCGCCAUUACUGCUGUGAGCGGUGCGAGCGGCGUGAGCGGUGUGUUGGUGGCCAUCGCUGUGGUGGCCUCGCUUCUGGUGUGCGGGCUAGCGUUUGUUGCCUGGUGGUACUGCUGGCGGAGGAGUGCGAGCCAGGUGUCGCCUGAGGAUGCCAACUGUGAUUCCUCAGGGAAGGAGAAGCUGGGGGAAAAACCCUCUUCCCUCCGCGUCGCGGCUGACGCGGAGGAGCCAUCGGCACCUCCGAAGAUCAAAGUCAAGGCUCGGAAAAAGCCUGAAGCCCAGGGCCAGGGUCUUUCUUUGGAGCCGCCCGUGGCCUGGUCGCCGCAGACGAUCUCCCAGGGGUGGAGCGCUGUGCCCGUGGACUCGGACACCUUGGAUCGGGUGAAGCAGCUCUUCGUGGUCACCAUGCCGCAGGAGCUAGGCAAGGGCCGAGAUGCGCAGAAGUAUGGCCGAAGCUACGAGAACCUUGAAGUCACCUGCGCGUGGCGCCUGGAGUACCCAAGCCAGUGGCUGAAGUAUGCGGCCGAGCGGAAUUCGGUCAACAUGAACAUGCAGCAGUUACGCCGCCAGGCGAUUCCUCUCCAAACCUGGACGAGCAAGCUGGAGGAAGCCUCCAAGAACAUGCCGGGGACGCUGUAUGCAGAGGUCGGGGAGCGGUUCCUGCUUCACGGCACGAACCCUGCGCGGAUCCUGGACAUCCUCCACCAAGGCUUCAGCGACAAGCUGGCGAGCCUCAACGGGAUGUUCGGUGCUGGAAGCUACUUCGCCGAAGACCCAGAGAAGAUUGACCAGUACACCACGCCGGAUGCAGGAUUCGAGGUGCCCGGAUUGGAGGAGCUCCACUCGCGCCUCUACCGGGCAGGCGGAAAUGCGCACCCAGGAGAAGACACCUUCUACUGCUUCCUGGUCCGCGCGGUCUGCGGUGCCUGCCAGGUGGUGGAAGGCCUUGACAAGGAGCGGCUCAGGGACGCAAAUACUGGGACAGAGGUGUUUCUGACACCAGAUCGCCGCGAGCUGAGCCGCAUUCCACAAGCCUCACCAGCCCUCUGCUACCAUACCUUGGUGGUGAACGUCGCGAAGCGCAAGGUUCCCACUGGUGUUUUCAGAUUCCGUGAAGUUGUCCUCUUCGAGGGCAAUCGCAUCUACCCAGAGUAUCUCCUGGCCUAUCGCAGGAUCUGA